Molecule: messenger RNA, 1792 nt
Organism: Diatraea saccharalis (sugarcane borer)
Lineage: Eukaryota; Metazoa; Arthropoda; Insecta; Lepidoptera; Crambidae
Source: the annotation of a GenBank genome assembly
AGUACAGUACAACAACACGAAACAUGAUGUUGUGUGUGCGUGUAGAGUUGUGAUGGUGAAUUUAAUAGCUAAUUAAACUCAAUAUUUACGAGAUACAUGUGAUUGUUUUAUGUAAUACAGGACGAUUCGUCGCAGUCAUGGCAGUAGACAAACAUCUAGACAGUAUUGUUUGGUGCAAUGAUCCAUGGGACGAGCCGCCGAUCAGUGAGGAGGCGCGGCGUCUGCUCCGGGAGUGUUGUGACGCGCACCCGCCCGACUCGCCGGACCCGCCAUUAGACGCUGCCACCUACCUGCAGGAACUCAUCGACAACAGCAAGCGGUUUCCCAUUCCUUUCCCUGUUCAUACAGUCAGGUUAGAGAAGCUUAAAUUGAAAACUCCAGCGGAGAGGCUCGUAAGAAAUGCACAAUCGACGUAUCCUCUCAUGAACCAGCGGGUGUUGGUGCUCAUGGCUAACUUCCUCAUCUACAAACGGAUAUACGGUUCGAAUAUAGAAAAGGAAAUGUACAAAGAAAUGAGCAUUCCGCAGUUGAUCGAGAGAAUUCUGCAGAAGAGAGCCAUCACAUUUAUGAAAGCCCAGGAUCAAUACAAAUUGAUCACAGGAGAGAAAGGGGUCGACGGUUGGGAGAGCGUAGGCACCGAGUCGGAGCAGCCCCCUUUGGUGUUGUCGCAGUGCCUCAGCUACGACGAGAUGAAGCUGAGUGCGCUCGUGUACGUGAGCGGCUACACCGAGUGCAUCAACGACGGCGCGCGCCGCAACGCCGCCGCCCCCGCCCCCGCCGCCGCCGCCGCCGAGCGGGAGGCUGUCAUCAUAGGUGUGAUAGGUCCUAGAUUUAAGCGCGUGAACCGCAUGGGCUACGAAGACAUAGUGGUGACGAAAGACCAGAACAGAUCAGAGAACGGCUACGGAGAAAGUAACGACGCGUGCCCGCCCGCCCGGCGCGCCUGGAUAAAACUCUGGGCAGACUUCUAUCAACUCCCCAGUAUGACCCACGACGAGCUGUACGAUCGAGAGCAGCCUGUGCCGUGUACGAGCAGUAGAAUGUUCAGUACGCGGUGGGCGAGCGUGAAGGGUCUCGCGUUCGACAACACCGCGUACUACCGGCGCCUGCAGCUGAUACUCGACACUUGUCUAGUGGAGGCCAACCAUCGCGCGCGGGAGGCUGACAAGUUCGCCUUCCUAAAUAUCAUCGGCGCCGGUCUGGGCGUGUGGAAGUUGUCGCCGCAUCAGGUGGACGUGUUCGUGCUGGCGGCGCUGCUGCGCGCGCGCCACCUGCUGGGCGCGGGGGCACUCCCGCGCGUCGCCGACGUCAACCUCGCCUACAUAAAGCCCGGCAAACACGUCGCAGCCUUGUUUGAAUCGAGUGUACGCACCAGCAGUGGCAAUGAAGAUGGAGAUGUACCUCUAAAAUUAUUCUUGAAAAACAAGGAUCAUCCGAAAGGCGGAAUCAACGUUCAAUUACAGAAUCGAGAGCCGUCUUCUCAACUGCGCGGCGAACAUGAAGGAAAGCUCCUUGUAUUGACCUACCCUUGGGACGGCAACGCACAUCCUGGCAACGAAUUUUGGGUCGGCAAGCUGACGUCGUCGGGCGACCCGGCGGCGGCGUGCGCCACGCAGGUGGCCGAGCUGCACAACGCGCGCGUCAACCGCCGCGCCCUCCGCGCCCCGCGCACCGCCCUCGCCGCCCCCCGCGCCCCCCGCGCGCCCCGCCCCUGCACGCUGCCCGCGCACUACGCCGCGCUGCUGCGCGACCGCCACCAGUAGGCGGCCGAGAUAAUAAACGGAACUCGACG